AUGGAUAACUGGAGAGUUGCUGUCCUUGGUGAUGGUGGAGUGGGCAAGACAGCCUUGGCUGUUCAGUUUACGCUCAAUUGCUUUACUUAUGAUCCAACAAUAGAAGAUGCAUACCGAAAACAGCUGAUAGUAGACAAUCGAAUGUGUUUUGUCGAGGUCAUCGACACUGCUGGACAGGAGGAAUACGCCACACUACGGGACCAAUGGGUCCGAGAAGGACAAGGGUUCAUUCUUGUCUACUCAAUCGCGUCGCGGUCAACGUUUGAACGCCUCGAUAUAUUCCGGCAGUCGAUGCGACGAGUCAAGAGAGGAGACCCGAUCUUCAUGCUGGUCGGCAAUAAAUGCGACAAGACCUGGGAACGAGAAGUAUCAAAGGACGAAGGACAGGCACUUGCAAGACAAUUCGGUUGUGAAUUCAUUGAAACCUCCGCCAAAACAGCGCAAAACGUCGAACGUUUAUUUACGGACCUCGUUCGUGCCCUACGACGGACACGCAAUGUAGAAGCAGGUCCUCCCGCAGGCGGCCCCGUCAGGCCGCCAAGAGAAAAGAAAACGAAGUGCAUUAUCUUGUAG
Molecule: messenger RNA, 573 nt
Organism: Lentinula edodes (shiitake mushroom)
Lineage: Eukaryota; Fungi; Basidiomycota; Agaricomycetes; Agaricales; Omphalotaceae
Product: ras protein
Exons: 5
Coding region: 1-573 (190 amino acids)
Biological process (GO): signal transduction
Cellular component (GO): plasma membrane
Molecular function (GO): GDP binding; GTPase activity; GTP binding
Source: RefSeq, a predicted model, not a curated record